Scophthalmus maximus (turbot) is the source of this 1825-nucleotide messenger RNA. It is a transcript of the gene clul1, whose product is annotated as clusterin-like 1 (retinal). The record is from RefSeq and is a predicted model, not a curated record. Bases 197 to 1597 code for a protein of 466 amino acids. Lineage: Eukaryota; Metazoa; Chordata; Actinopteri; Pleuronectiformes; Scophthalmidae. The transcript has 9 exons.
AUCAAGUAAAGACAGUAAUGGGAUUAAGCCCGUGUGGAAAGAGCACAAAUAGACCUUCACCCGGUCAAGACGACUUCAGACUGUCAACACACAGCACUUUGUUUAUCGCUGCCGCUGGAGAAGCUUCGCACCUUCAGUCGUCUGCUGAGUUUCCUUCCCCCCUCCAUCAUCUGACACUGUGCAACGGAGCUGGACAAUGAAGCCCCUGCUCGCUGUGGCCGUGCUGGUGGUGACACUGGGUGUCCUCCACUCUGCUCCCGAGGAAACACCCAAAGGCAUCUCAGAGGACACCAUGACACAGUUGUCCGUGGACGGUGAGAAACUGGUGGACGAGGAGGUGAAGCGAGCUCUGUACGGGGUGAAGCAGAUGAAGGAGGUGAUGUGGAGGAACGAGCAGAAACACGAGCACCUCAUGAAGUCCCUGAGGCACAGCAGCGACAAGAAGAGGGGGGCAGCCCAGCUGGCCAAGGAGGUGACGGAGAAGCUGGAGGAGGCUGAGGAGCAGUGCAAAGACUCCCUGCAGACCGAGUGGGAGGAGUGCAGACCCUGUCUGGAGGACGCAUGUAAGACGUUCUACACCUCCACCUGCCGCAGGGGAUUCGCAACUUUCCAAGCCAAGGUGGAGAAUUUCUUCCGCAGGGUGUCCAGACGCUUUGGCCCCCGGGAACCUCGCGUGGCCGCGGCGGACAUCCUGGUGAACCAGGACCUGGACAACGCCGACACGGAGGUCGUCGGCAUCGAGGAGUCCUUCAACCGCCUGACCGCCAAGGUGGGCGCGGUGGUGAACCGCAGCGUCACGCUGGCGUCCGGCAUGAGCAGCCGGCUGGACAGAGUCCUGCAGAGAGCCUUCCUGAACGACGCCGCCGCCGACUCGCUGACGGAGGCGAGCGCCGCCGACCCUUACCACCCGGGCCGGGACUCGGGCUUCCUGCAGGGCGUGGGCCUGGAGGAGGUGCUGGACUCCUUCUUCGACUUUGGCAAGAGUGUGGUGGAGGAAUUUGGAGCUGUGGUGACCCAGGCGUUCGACGACCUCCACGGGGCUGUGGAAGAAGAGAAGAAGAGAGUGAGGGAAAGUUUCCCCCGUUUCCUGCAGAACCAGAAGUUGUGCAGAGACCUCCGCAAGCAGACGUCAGAGUGCUGGCAGCUCCAGAGCCAGUGUGAAGUCUGCCAGGGAGCCCUGCUCACAGAGUGUCCCAGUGUCCGCGAGCUGCACGUGGAGCUGGACGAGGUCACCCAGCUGGUGGACGUGUCCGGAGAGCAGUACGACGAGAUCCUGUCCAUCGUCCAGCGGCACACCGGCGAGACGGUCAACUGGCUGAGCGACAUGGCGGCGGAAUUCGGCUGGGUGGCUCAGGCCGUGGGCAACAGCGGCGCGCCGGAGAACAUCUUCCGCAUCACCAUGGUGGCACCAAAGACCCUCGAUGGGCAGAACGCGUCCAUCGCGGACACCAAGGUGGAGGUCAACAUCCUGAACUCUCCCCCGCUCAUCCUCUCCGUCCCCGGGGAGCUGGAGCCGCAGGACCCGGCCUUCGUCCAGUACGUGGCCCAGGAGGCUCUGGACAAGUACAAGGAGAUGGUCAGGUUUGAGGACGAAUAAAUUGGCAGUAAUGCUCCUUCCCUGAGCUUCUACCAGCACUUUGUUUGUGUGCAGAACUAGACCGUCUUCCUGUGUAGUAGCUUUAAUCUUGUUGAAAUGUAAAUUCAGUAAACAACUGAACAAUGUCAUUUACUGCUGUUCGCUGAAUGUAAAAAAAUAAAGAAAAAGAGGGUUUUGUGCUGCUUACCUGUUGUCCUAGGGUGUAAAUAAAAAAAAACCUUGAUUAAA